This is a messenger RNA of Xenopus laevis (African clawed frog), 1029 nucleotides long. RefSeq names its product olfactory receptor 51L1. The record is from RefSeq and is a predicted model, not a curated record. The transcript is spliced from 3 exons. Lineage: Eukaryota; Metazoa; Chordata; Amphibia; Anura; Pipidae. Bases 10 to 1029 code for a protein of 339 amino acids.
AAACUGAAAAUGGAAAACGAGUUCAAUACCAGCAAGAACUUUGUGCUCCUUGGCAUUGAGGAGAUGGAAAGGUUUAAAUAUCUUUACUGCUCACUUUUACUCAUAACUUACUUCUUCAUUUUGAUGUUCAGCUCGACGAUCAUCUUUGUGGUGGUGUUUGAUGAAAGCCUUCAUGAGCCCAUGUACACUCUUAUAGCCAUCCUUUUGCUCAAUGGGAUAUUUGGGAGCUCUUGUGUCUUCCCAAAACUGAUCACUGAUUUGUUAUUAUCAUCCAAGGAGAUAUCACACAACGGCUGUUUCAUCCAGACAUUUGGGGUGACACUUUUUGCCUACUUUGAAAUCUCCACAUUCACCAUCAUGGCUCAUGACACCUACUUAGCAGUUGGCCACCCAUUGAGAUACCCAACUCUAAUGACAAAUUCAUUGGCUCUGAAAUUAAUCAUGGGAUCUUUGAUCUAUAAUGUCAUCUUAAUUUUGCCUAGUUCAUUACUUGCAGCAAGACUCCCACUUUGCAGGUCUCACAUUAGCAACAUAUUUUGCGAUAACAUGGCCAUCCUUAUUCUCUCCUGUGUAGAUACUUCUAUCAACAAGUUGUAUGGAGCAAUUAUUUUUGUUGUCGAUUUAAUAGUCAUGGCACUACUCAUAUCCCAUUCUUACGUCCGUGUAUUUCUGAUCUGCUUCAAGAUUUCCAAAGAUGCCUUUAAGAAAGCCAUUCACACCCUGGUGACCCACCUACUCAAUUUUUCUAUUUUUAUGAUAGGAGUUUUUUUUAUAUUUGCUCGCUACAGACUUGGGACCAUUAACCUCCCUGUUACCUACCAUAUACUUCUAUCUAUAAUUACCUUUAUAUUUCCCCCUCUUCUCACCCCUGUAAUAUAUGGAAUAAGGAUGCAGACACUAAAAAUUAAAAUCAUUCAAUUAUUCAAAAAGGGAUCUAGUUCUAAGCCUGAAAACUAUAGGUUUGUUCAUGAAGAUCAUCAUUUUUUAGGCUUCUACAUUCAAUAUUUUGGAAUCUUGUUAAUGAACUGA